UAAGAUCGCGUUGUUAUCCUCUCGCGAGAUUUACUAUUAGCAGCACUACAAUGGCAAUAGUAAACACAAGGUGCAGUGAUGAUUUCGCGACGAUUUAUGCACGAGACAGUCUCGCAAACGAUUCGAGUCAAGAAUAUGACAGUCCUCAGGCAAGGGUGUUUAAAAUAAUCGUCAUCGGGGAUUCAAAUGUUGGAAAGACGUGCUUAACUUACAGGUUCUGUGGUGGCAAGUUUCUCAAAAACCCAGAGGCAACAGUCGGUGUGGAUUUUAGAGAGAGGACCCUUCAGCUUAAUGGAGAAAACAUAAAGAUUUGGGACACAGCCGGGCAGGAACGCUUCAGGACGAGUAUGGUGGAUCAUUACUACCGCAAUGUCCACGCCAUCAUCUUUGUGUUUGAUGUGACCAGCCUGGCUUCAUUUGAAAGCCUGCCAGAGUGGAUUGAGGAGUGUGGCCGUCACUCGGUCCCUCCCAUGGUCCCCCGAAUCCUAGUGGGAAACAAAUGUGACUUGAGGGGAAGUAGAGAGGUAUCCACUGUCUCAGCACAGCGACUCGCCGAUAGCUACAAUUUUCCUCUUUUUGAGACGUCUGCAAAGGACCCCGCAGAAAAAGAGCAUGUGGAUGCCAUCUUUCUCACAUUGGCAUACAAGCUGAAGAAUCAUAAGUCAAUGAGGCUGAAACAGCUUAGUGAAACCAGCUUUACACUGCUAACCGGUGAACAGAAGAAAACCUCCUGUUUAUGCUAAGACACUUAAGCACAUCCAUUUUGUGGACAAGAGACUGUAAAAUGUGUGGCAAAGUUGAGUUUUCUGUAUGAAGUCAGAGCAUUCGUGUGUCAUUCAGUUUACUCAGUUCAUGACUAUAGGAAGUCCAUUUGGUAUUUACAUACAGUCUGGUGUCUUUGGAUACGUAAGAUAUAUAGAUCAAGCAAAUGUUUUUUUUUUAUAUUAUGUAAGUGUUUUUUGAUUGUUGUGUCAGAUAAGCCCUCCUAUAUCAUGUAAUACAUUUUUUAGUCUUUAUUUACUUUGCAUGUUGUUUCAAGGUUAUAUGAUUAUUAAUCUAUUUCAACAAUUCUCAGUAUAGUAUUUUAAUACAAUGAAAUUUCUGAAUGCACUCAGAAGCAACCCUAAGGACAUCAUUGUUGUGCACCUUGAAUAGCUGCUAUGGUUAAAUAGUUUCUUACAUGGAUCGUUUUCCAUCGCAUAUUUAAAUCUCUACUCAAUCACUUAUUUAAAAACAGCACUUCUUCCACUCUUUAAAAAAAUCAACAUUGCAUACAGUAUUAAACUAAACCAGACACUUACAGUGAGUUGAAUAAUGCUAAACAACUAUAGUCAUUAUGACUCGAGUAAACACUAGAGGGCACUACUUCACAAAGGUUUCCAAGGUGAUUUUUAAAUAUCUGUAUUUAAAAAAAAACUAAUUUAAUUAAAUUAAGGGAAAACACCUGAAUACACCUCAAAUCAAGCAGCUAUUUCGAUGCAUGUUUACAUUUAUUCAUUUAGCAGACAUUUUAUUCAAAGCAACUUUCAGCACAUUCAAUCUACACAUUUCUUUUAUCAGUAUUUGGGUCCUUGGGAUUGAAUUCAUGAUCUUUGCGUUGUGAACACAAUGAUCUACCAGUUGAGCUGCAGAAACAACUAAACAAAAACGUAAACAAAACAUAAAGACACUAUUAGAAAACCCGCUGUUAUGUUGUUUUUAAUGGUAUUUAAAAGGCUGUGAUGUCUUGAAAUGCUGUUUUGAGAGGAUUAUUGUAAUCAUUUUGUUUGUGUGUGAAGUUUUUGUUUAAGCAAUAACAUUUUGAAAAUGUUAAGCACUUAAAAUUGAAAAUAGUGUGUUAUGUUUAAAGACGUCUCUGUGAUUUGGCAUCAAA
Misgurnus anguillicaudatus (oriental weatherfish) is the source of this 1873-nucleotide messenger RNA. Its product is annotated as ras-related protein Rab-33B. NCBI's taxonomy places the organism in Eukaryota, Metazoa, Chordata, Actinopteri, Cypriniformes, Cobitidae. Gene Ontology annotation, biological process: Rab protein signal transduction. Gene Ontology annotation, molecular function: GTPase activity; GTP binding. The record is from RefSeq and is a predicted model, not a curated record.